Molecule: messenger RNA, 3652 nt
Organism: Siniperca chuatsi (mandarin fish)
Lineage: Eukaryota; Metazoa; Chordata; Actinopteri; Centrarchiformes; Sinipercidae
Gene: zfpm1
Product: zinc finger protein, FOG family member 1
Exons: 4
Coding region: 575-991 (138 amino acids)
Source: RefSeq, a predicted model, not a curated record
CAUACGUAAGGGGCGUUCCAGAGGCGCGUCUUCUCCUCAGUAGUAAGCAGAGUUGACUACACCGCUGGAGCUCCAUUGAAAGUGGCUCCCCUGUUCAGAGAGCGCGCAAGCAGACAAGGGGGCGGACCGGCGAGAGGAAACUUGACAGAAAACAAUAGCAGUCAUUCCGCUGACCUCCAUAUAGCUGUUAUCAUUUAUCAGCGUUAAUAUUUCUGAAGACAGGCAAUUGUGCUCGCUGACAGACGCGCGAGCGGUUGCGACGGAGGCGGGCCCAGCGAAGGAAUAACGUUAGCAGGAAAACGGAUAGAAAGGUGAGGUGAAGGCACGUUUGGGAAGAGGGAGAAGGAGGGCAGUGACAAGUAAGCGGACUCAGCCACAGGUAGCCCUCCGUUAGCUGUCGUGGCAGAAGAUAUCAAAGUGCAGGCGGGUCUCCGGUCGCUGAUCGGAGCGCCGCGUCGCAGCAAUAAACUGUGUGGAGAGAGAGAGAAGAAGCAGAAAACAGAAGAACCAGACCGCUUCUUUGACGCUCUGCCAGUCCGUCCAAGCGGGCUCCCAGUCAGAGGGAAGAGCAACCAUGUCCCGGAGGAAGCAGAGCAAACCCCGGCAGAUAAAGCGUUCCCUCGGGGAUCUAGACAGCGGUGAGGAAAACACACCGGACAACCUCAGCCUAUCAGGAGAGGAAGGAGGAGCCUCGGACCCAGAUGAUUCAGCAGAGGGUGAUAGCUCCAGCCCCCCACCAUACACAUCACUGUGCAACGAAGAGCCCAGGACGCAGGACUCUCGAGGAGGCCCUGAGGAUGAAGACAGGGACGGAGAGGAGCAAGGCCCAACACACAGUGGCGAUGAGGAGGAAGAGGAAGGGGAGGAAGAAGAAGAGGAGUUACAGUGGAGGGGUCCAGUGUCUUUCAGGGUCUGUUGUGUUGUCCUGCUGUUCCCCCUGAACAUGAGAUGUGAAUGUGACAGGCCUGGGGAAAAUUUAUUCAAGUCGUAACAAAAACACAUAUACACACGGCUAAGAGGAGAUAACAAGUAAAUCGCCAUAAUUUUAUUAUUUAUUUCUUCUCUUAUCAAGGUUUGUUUGGUUAUUUAUUUCUCUCUGUCUGUUGUCUUCAAUGAGUUAAACAAUGCAAUAAGAUUACCGCACUAUCUUGCAUAAUUUCCUUUUCAAGCAGCACACGUUUUAUGUAUGUCUGUGCACGUGUGUCUGCACAGCACUGAGUGUGUAUGUAUAUUUACGAGUGUUUACGUGUGUGUGUGUGUGUGUGUGUGUGUGUGCUUGCACAUGUAUUUUAAUUCCUCUGGUGGGGAAGAGAGGAUGUGUUCAUUAUCGUCAUGUCCCAGCCUUGUCCCUUUAACAGUAAUUGGAGCGAUAUUAAUUGCUGCACAGUGGCUGGUUGAUGGUAGCACCAUGAUGCUGCACUGAUAGGGCCCUUCGUUUUUUUUUUUCUUCCUUCCUCUCCUCCUCACAAACUAACUGCUGGGUGAGCGAGGCAGAGGGAUGGAGGAGGAUGGGGGAGGGAGGAGGGGGGGGAGAGAGAGUAAGGGAGAGAGAUAGCCCCUCUAUCAGCUCGGGAGCAGGCGCUGUCUUUAUCAGGAGCACGAUUGGCAAAAAGGAAACUUUGACCGGUCUGAAUUUUUCUCUUAUCGUCAAGCCCCCCCUCCUCCACCUCCCCUUCCUGCCUCCCUCUCCCCACCCUCCAUCCAUCCACCUUCUUCUCCUCUGGUCUCUCCAUCACCACUAAAACCCCACUAACAGCCUCCCUCCUCUCCACCCUCCACCCCCUAACAGCAUCCAUCGCGCCCUCUUUUUCUGCAUCUUUUUAUUGUUUCUUCUUUCUUCUUCUUCAUCCUGCAUGUCACAGUGGGACUGGAGUCACUGGCUAAUGUGCUGUUGUUCAUACAAAAUGUUCACCAUGUAUCAGACAUAUCCCAUAAACACAUGAGAGGAAAAGUGUAUAUUAGCUGGGAUAGAAAUAAACAGGCUUUUAUCUCCUCUGGGAGUGUUGGUAUUCCACUCGUUUCUCAUUGUUGUUGCCUUUCAGACACUUCUGCUCCUAGGACCAGAAGUUUCUAGCUUUUAAUCUUAAGGGGUUUGGUUGCUUUAAGGCCAGUCAUGCCAAUGGUCCAGUAGUGUCACUACAACCUUUAUGCGACAACUUGUUUGUGUUACAUGCUAUUUAUAGUAUUUCUUUUUCUUUUUCAAUUUCUUUUUCUUUUUUGUCUUUGCAUGUCCAGGUCUCUUGUUGGAUUGAAUCUGUGUUUUUGUUUAGUUGUUUGAUUUGUGAAUAUUUGGGAGAGUGUGUUAUGUGUAUGUUUUUUUAAAUUACAAAAUCAAAUCAAAUCCAUAACCUACGUCCUUGCCUCAGUGAAACUUUGUUUUUAGUGUUACAGUAAAAAGCAAAACUUAGCAGAAAACAAUUUAAAGAUCACUUUCAAAAAAAGACUUUCUCACAUUCAGGACCAACAUCACUCUUAAGCUGAUAUGUCAGUCAUCCCUUUGCUCUUAACACUUUAAUAACAGUAGCGUGCGUAAUCAGUUAGUCGAUUGACAGAAAAUAUUGAUCAACAGCAAUUUAUUGCUAUUGUAACAUUUGCUGGUUCCAAAUGUGAGCAUUUGCUACUUUUCUCUGUUUUAUAUAAUUGGAAAUCUAUGGAGUGUGAGCUAUUAAUUGGGGAAAAAAAUUGCAAUUUCAAGUCACCUUGAACCAUUUUUCACCAUUUUAUGACCUUUCUAGACUAAUCAAUUAAUUAACCUGAAAAAUAGCAUUUAUUCGCAUUCCUUAAUAACAGUACUGUUAUUAAGGAAUGCAAAUAUAUGUUAUUUUUAUUAUUGAUUAGGCUGUCGAGUUUUAAUAGAUGAUGAUUGUAGAAAUUAGAGCAACAACUAAUAUUUUCAUUAAUGAUGAAUCUGCAGACUAUUCUCUCGAUUAAAUGAUUAAUCGUUUUGUCUAACAGAUGUCGGAAACUAUUGCAAAAUGCUCAUUACAAUUUCUCAGAGCCCAAUGUGAAUAUUCAAAAGAAUCAAAUCCUCACAUUUCAGGACCUGGAAACAAAACGUUUGGCAUUUUCGCUCGAAAAUGACAGAAUAAAUUGAUUAUCAAAACAGUUGCCUGUUAAUUUUCUGUUGAAUGACUAAUCAAUCAAUAAAUUAAUCGUUUCAGCUCUAGUGGAAAGAAAUUGUUCUUGGGCACUCUUAGGCAGCUCAAUGAAAAAAAUGAUAUUGAAGUCCUAUAUUGUACUUAUUUAAUGGUGUAAAACACAGAAAAGAACCACAAGAAUGUUCUCUUUUCUUUUCUGUGACCAGUUCUUUUGUCUUCAAGAGCACCUCAAGGUUCCUGGACUUCCUGCAUGUUAAACUCAGCACUUGGCCUCUUUAUUCUCUUAAUAGAUUUGCUAUAGCCUUUGGUUUAGUAAAUGAACACACAAUGCAAUGCAGUGAUCAACAAAAAGAUGUAUAAUGGUCACAGUGUUUUGGUUCUUUUUUAUCUUUUCUCUAACAGAAGUUACUGAGUGUCACUCACUUAAAUUCUUUGUGCUGCCAAGCUUCUCCAAGUUUGUUCAUUUAAAGAAAGAUACAUACGGUACAUUCAUUUUUUACAUUUCUGUCUAUCUUUCGCUCCUCCAUAAUACAUCUCUCAAGUCUUUACCUCUA